Messenger RNA from Cydia pomonella (codling moth), 906 nucleotides. RefSeq names its product calmodulin-like protein 4. Gene Ontology annotation, cellular component: myosin II complex. The coding region runs from base 127 to 576 and encodes 149 amino acids. Gene Ontology annotation, molecular function: calcium ion binding. The transcript is spliced from 6 exons. NCBI's taxonomy places the organism in Eukaryota, Metazoa, Arthropoda, Insecta, Lepidoptera, Tortricidae. The record is from RefSeq and is a predicted model, not a curated record.
UCGUUCCGUCAGAUAGUUCCGUAGAGUGACGUUUACUUGUUAUGACGUUUGUUAAGUUCAUCUUCCGUGAUCCGUGACCAACUUUCUCCAACUUCCUAGUCAUAUUUUAUUCGUUUUUAUUUCGAAAUGGCGCGUUAUUUCAAAGAACAAGAUAUCGAUGAAUUCCGUGAAUGCUUCUACCUAUUUGCGAGGUCCGGGCAGAUUACAUCAUUGGAUGAGCUGACUGUUGUGAUGCGAUCCCUGGGAAUGAGCCCUACCAUCCAGGAGCUGGCAGGAUACCUGAAGGGCAAAGGAGGAAAGAUGUCAUUUGCAGACUUCCUAGAGGUGAUGCACAUACACUCGCGCGCCGAAAACCUGCCUACUGAGGUUGUUAACGCUUUCAAGGCAGGCGACACAGAGAAACGCGGCGCGAUCCCGGCGCGGCAGCUGCGGAACCUGCUGCAGAACUGGGGCGAGGGGCUCUCUGCGAGGGAGGUGGACAACAUCUUCCGCGAAGCCAACGUGUCGAACAGCGGCACGGUGCGGUACGAGGACUUCGUCAAGAUCGCCUGCGCGCCCGUGCCCGACUACUACUGACCACUUCCGAUACACUUUAUUGACUAAUAGUAAACCUUGUUGCGACGAGAUAAGGUCGACAAUGGUCAAUAGGUAAAAAUCUUGGUCACGGCACCUAAUUGUAAUAAUCAACCCUAUUAUGUAUAUGUAUAUAUAAUAGUUUUUGCUCUUUUCUAAAAGAUUUUUCUUACUAAUAGGUAUACGUUUGAUAUAUAUUUAUGAAAGACAUACGUUUACUUGACAAAGUAAAUCUAUUUUUAAAUCGAUAGUGUCCUAAGAAGUCGGUCGACAGGGAAAAUUCUAAAAUAUUUGACUAAUCUUUAAAUUAUAUCUUAAGAAACCUAACUUUUU